Molecule: messenger RNA, 6320 nt
Organism: Eriocheir sinensis (Chinese mitten crab)
Lineage: Eukaryota; Metazoa; Arthropoda; Malacostraca; Decapoda; Varunidae
Biological process (GO): resolution of meiotic recombination intermediates
Cellular component (GO): condensed nuclear chromosome
Molecular function (GO): single-stranded DNA binding; ATP hydrolysis activity
Source: RefSeq, a predicted model, not a curated record
AUGGGUGUUGUGGUCUGCCGCGCGCCGCCGCGGUGCUUCCCGCCAUUCCUCAAGCAGCGGCCACGGGAAGGACAGCGGCGACAGUCACAAUUCACUCCAGCGUCCUCUCACCACUACCACGGAGGCUGGCAUGUCAGAAGUCAGCACGCCCCUCCCGCCCAUCGGGAUGGGCGGACAAGCGAGCCUUUCACCAGCAGCCGUCCCCACAAGGAAGGGGUGCAUCAGGCCCUUCAAGCUUACCACCCUGGUCAGGACGCGCUUCGAGGAGGCCGCUUUCAGGUAUGCCGCUGAGGUCCGCCGAGCCGCCUGCUUCCCGCCAGGCACCACCGCCGUCAUCACCACAGAUACCACCCCUGUCAUCGCCACCCUGGCCACACCACGCAUUACCACCAGACGCGGUCCCCGGGAGGUCCCCACACAGCCCGUGAGGCCCACCGUGCACGUGCCGGAGGCUGCGCUGCCCUCGCCUCUUCCCGACGCCUGGACCAACUGCAGGAGCUGGGACGAAGGAGACACCAUCGUCCGAGGGAUCCAGGAGAUGCGUUCACAGUUCGCAGAUAUGAGCGGAACGAUUUACUCCCGUCCCCCUCAGCCACCACCGUCCUCCCGCCUCCCGCCGCCCCAUCUCCCCGAUUCCCCGCCAGCUCAGAGGCGGACACGACCCGUGCGGCUACUGUUCGGUAGGGGCGGCGGGCGAAGUCGCGGCGUGGAUGUUCAGGCUCAGGACGACGAGGACGAAUACAUUGACAUCGAGGAGGUGUCGCCGCCUCGCACUACAUACCACCUGUACCGCCUGUCCGCCGAUGGCACCUCCUGCACCCUGCCCCUCUCCGUCACGCCCUCCAAUUCCACGUCCCUCCACCUGGCACACUCCACACUCGACAGGAACAAUCUCCCGCAGACUCAAGGGGGUUCCGCCGCCCUUCCUCCGCAGAACUACGCCUUGGUCACUCUACCUCAGCAGCACCGCCCUCCUCUCGUGGGCGCUGCACUCCUUGAGAAAGAUCGCAUCACAAACUCACAUUACAUGGCCCCUCAGAUGGCUCCUUCCCGGCCCUCACAACGGCCAGAUGACUCAGGUGUGGCUCCACGCUGUACACCUGCGUCCCGUUACCACAGGGAAGCCUUGAAGUUCACCGUCCCACACAAAACGAAAGGAAACAACCCUGAGAGGACAUCGACGAGCUCCGAGUUAGGGGAGGACGACGACGUGCUGGUCGUGUCCGAAAACAAGGUAAAUUUGAUUGAAAUAUCGAGCGACUCUUCUCCUGAGAUGGACGGCGGAACAAAAACUCUAAGAGCGAGGGAUAAAGAGUCUUCUUCACCUCCUAGUUCUGUUACAUCCUCUCCAAUAGAGGUCAACAAGAACAACGUGAUGUCAUCACGGGCAGAUGCGAGAGCAAAUAAAAUUGUGUCCAGUGAGGACGACAGCCUGCCAGACCUAACCCGCAUGCCGCCCCUCGCAGGGCACCACAGCGGGGGAGGCAGUAAGAUGGAAGACAAUCUCAGUGACAUUUCCACCAUCAUUUUCGAAGACAUCAACCUAGACGAGUGGACGGAGGACGAGCUAGAGGAAUUCACUACCAACACAAGUAAGGGCGGGGAUGGUGAAGCAACCCUUCCCUCCACGUGCCAUACCGCCGCCCACGAUCAGUCGGGGGACACCGUCACCCUGGUUGUCGACAAGCUUGAGGUCGUUUCUCUGCCCUGUACGGAACAGAAUACGAACUCAGCGGGAGGGAACAAUCAAAAUGAUGACGACACAAGUCAUCAAGUGCCAGAAGAGAGCCGUCCAGACAACUCUUUCACUAAAACUGAAGUGAUGACAUCCCAACAAAAUAACCAUGAGGGUAUCAAGCACAAAGAACCGGUAGAUAAAGAAGUAACAACGGAAAAGGAGGAGGAGGAAGCUGCUGUGCCACUUACUAACGCACACGACGAGACUACUGACGCAAGCAAGGAAGGCCUUACGGCUGUGGCGAGAAGCGAAUCACUUCUGACGGAGGGCAAGGAGGAGGACAAGAUCACGGCAGAGGCGAAAGUCAAAUGCGUCGGAACAGAAUCUGAAGUCGGGGUCCUGGUUCCAGUGCCUGAUGAAGUGGCUAAAGAGCAAAACACCGAAGAGGAUGCAGUACCAAGAGAAACAGACGCUGCACCUUUCGUUGUAGCACCUUCGACUAUCAGCAUCCCUAGUAUUGUUCAGUUAGAUGACGCUGAAGGUAAGAUGCAGGAGCGCAGAGACCUUGUUACAUCUGCAGACCAAUGCAGUACUGUGGCCGGAGGAGAAGAAAACUGUCUUGACAAGUACACAAGCAAUGAAGAUACAGAAACGAUUAAGACUUGCGCAAAAGAAAAGAAUACAGACGUGAUCAUAACUUCUGAAGAUUUGGAGAAACAUGUAGAAAACGAAAAAGCAAAAGAACUUGUAGCUUCCACUGAAGAAGUUAAAGACGCGAGGCACCUGCAGAAUCCUAAAGAACAUGAAAAGGUAUUGGAAGAACUUGUAGAAUCCACUGAGGAAGUUACACACGUGAUCGCAACUUCUAAAGACCUGGAAAAACAUGAAGAAAAUGAAAAGGCAUUAGAAGAACCUGUAGCUCCCACUGAAGAUGUUACAAACGCGAUCCCGACUUCUAAAGACCUGGAGAAACAUACAGAGAAGGACAAAGGACUGCAAGAAACUGUAAUUCAUGUCGAUGCUUCACAACACCUAGAGAGGCCGAGAAGUAAAACCAAGGUUAGGAGAAAGAAGCAAAAACGGAGAUCACAAAGACCCAAAAGAGUACAGAGGCCAAGGGCGCUUCGUGGAAGAGGUGUCAGUUGGAACGACUUUUGUGAGGUGGUUGACCCUUCCUGCACACUCUUCGUGAGUGACGGGCAGCAGGUGGUGGCGAUACAAGUACCUCGGACGUUACGGCAAGACGGUGAAAGUGACGCCCCGAGAGAAAGGUGUGACGGUACAGAAACGCAUUCUCAACAGUCACCCAUUUACCUGACAGCGCCUCCAGGCACCCCCUUACACAUUCUGCCUUGCUGUCCACCACACCCGACCACUGCCACCCAGAAGGAACAAAACAGUGAGGUCGAAGCACUUUUACAACAGUCACCAACUCGUAUGUCGGCACCUCAUGGUUCCCCCCGACGCUUUCUCUCUGCACCGCGCCUCACAGCUGCUGUUCCGGAGGAAAAGGGUAAACCACGGGAACCAAGUGAAGGCGAUGCAUUUGAAAGUAGAUCAGGGAAUACUAAAGUGCAUGAAACAGAGCAUGUUGAACCUGCUGAGCAAGGUGAGAGCAGCAUGAAAGGGAAGGACGCCGAUAUAACCUGUGGAGAGUCUCCCGAAGAAAGUAAAGGUUCUGAAGCAAUGGGAGAAAAAAUGAUAAGUACGAAAGAAAUGAAAGUGAGCCACUCAUCUGAGUUAUUAAAAGGCGGAAGUAUGAUACCAAAGAUGAGCGAGACAAGGGAAUCACGAGGUGUUACGACCGACGACAUGGGGAACUCAGCUGUAUCACAGAUCCCUCCCCUCUGUCAAGACGAAACAUCAGGUGAAGUAGUUCAAGGUGAAGGGAAGACAGGAGCAAACAUUCAACGGGAACCGGUUGUAGAGGAGGUGAGACCAUCCCCUGAAACUGUCCCUGAAAUUGAUACAAAAGGAGCUAGUGAGCUUGUACUUGAAGCAGAGGAGAGAAAAACAUCUCUUCAACAAGUACCCGCAACAGAAGAGAGUAGAAUAACUCAUGAACAAGUUUCCAAAGUUGAGGAGAGAGGAGAAUUCCCUGAAAGUGUACCACAGGGUGAAAAAAUACUAAUCCCUGAACAAAAACCUGAUAUAGAACCCAAAGACACUGACAAAUCUCAUGAACCAGAAGAGAAAAGACGAGUUAUCUCAAACCAAGAAGUUAAGACGCAAGAGAAACGAAGGGACAACACUGAAGUUGCAAAGGGAAGAGGAGUCAUCCCUAGCCCAGAAGCUGAAACUGAAGAGAAAAGAAGAGACACCGCUGCAGCACCUGUGGUAGAAAAGAGGAGAGAAGUUAGCGUUCACCAAGAAGCUGGAACAGAGGGGAUAAGAGACAUUGCUGGAAUACUUGGAAUAAAAGAGAUUCGGGGGUCAGAAAAAGGUGCGAUCGGCAGUCCAGGAUUCAGUAGUGAAAGGAGCGAGUCUGAAAGUGGAGGUGUAGGGCAAGGCAAACCAGCCAUCCUGAGGAGGUCCAAUAGUAGCAGCAGCAAUUGUAGCAGCAGCAGCAGCAGCAGCGGUAUAUCCCGCCUUGCAGAUCGCCUUUUAGAGCUAAGACUGAGAGGACACCCGCUGAAACAGCCCCAAGCUUGGUCUAAUGCCAUUCCCAGUGUGUCCAGCAAUACAGCCAGUCCACAUGGUGCAGGAAAACCUUCCUCAUCUCCAUUAGAGCCCUAUAGUAGCCUCUUGGCCUUAGUCUCCUCCGGUCACCAAAAACACAAGGAUACAAUGAGAGCCCUCAUGGAGGAGCUGAGGCUCAUGGGAAACAGAAUGCUGGCUGCCAUCCGUGAGGAAGAACAAGGAAGUGUUCAUUUACCCGUUUCAGAGUCGGAUGGACCCAGAGGUUGUCACCAUCAUGGCAGGCGAGAAACAGGCAUCGAAGGAAACGUAAAGGAGGAGAAUUCGGGCUUGACAAUUAUACAGUGCGUCGCAGAAGUCCAUCACAGUGCUGAUGCAGACAUAGACGUGUUAAAGCACCAAAGGUACAAAACGAGGCAUGGUAGACCACAAAACUAUGUAGGCUCAGAGCACUGUGAAAGAAAAUGUGACAAAGCAUCGAAUACGGUUUCGGCAAACGAAGCGAACGGCACAGAUGACAGAGCUUUUAUCACAGACAGCCAACCUAUGAGAGAAGGAGGCACAGAGUUAAAACCCAAGAGAAGAGCUCCAGGAAAGGAUACAGUACCAGAAACUAUAAUGGAGGUUUACGACGGGGGAAUACCCGUGGAAGUGGUUGGUGGUGGGGAGGUAGAGGGGAAAAAUGUGGACGUUCCUCCCAUCGAGAGCACCAGGAACUUUAUUCAAAGAGAGGAGUACUCUGAGGAGUCAGGUUUCCGUCGGGAAAAUGAGGAAAGUUUGGCUUCUACAGGAGCGUUCGAGAGACCGCACCUGAGGGGCACAGACGGCCUUACCACACACAAGACCGAGCACCGCGAGCAACCGACGCAGGGGAGCAGGAAACGAGAUGAGCUCGAGAAAUCAACUCUAACACCUUCACAGAGCGACAUCAAAAUCAUGAACAACGAUUCACCCACCCAACCACCGCAACCCAGCCCUCUCCCCUCCGUCGGUGACUUCUUUAGGAAGGAGUCGAGGCGGAUCCACCAACCACACAGUAAACCGAGUCAUGCAAGACCACAUCGGAAAGAUACUCAUGAUCCAAGAGUGUUCGGUGAUACCCUUCAAGACUUUGUAGAGAGCACACACUGCGCUGAGGACCCACAAGAAAGGAAAGACCCGACCUACCCGCCCACAAGCAGUAACCAUGGGUUUGGCUCUGACUCUAUCCAGCACAGCGUCGGCGGCUGGGUAAAGAGCCCCAGCACUUACACAAUCGGGGCCCAUUCAUCAAUCAAUGGAUAUAUGUCAUCUGUCAGUGGGAGCCAGCCAGCAGGGAACUUGACUCAGCCAGUAGUUGGUGCCGCCCACCCAUUUAGCAGUGGAGUUGAGGGUAAUGGGGCACAGACACUAACUGAUGGGACUCAACCGUAUGUCCAAUAUAUUCAAUCGGAAAAAUCAACUAUUGAGACCCAGCCGUCACACACAACUCAGCCGUCAGUCAGAGGGAGUCAGACGUCAUCUGAGGGCAGCCUACCAAUAGCCAGUCAGAGUCAACCUUCCUCCUUGGCUGCGAAAGAGAGAAAUAAAAGAUGGAGUGAAGAGUCCGCUGAUGAAGAAAGUGAUGUGGACGGAAUGCCGCGAGAACGAAAGAGGAGGAGGAAGGGACGAGGCAGCCUUUACCGAGUCGUCGAGGUGCCGCUCACAGACAAGUUGUCGGAGUGCUUGCGGGUGGCGGCAGCGGCGGGGGAGGCGUUGCUGGCCCCGCUGCGGAUCCAUGGCGUAAUGGGCCCCAGCCACAGGUUCACCUCGCUGCAGCCUGACCACACCCGCUCCCUCCUCAACCAGAUGAUUAGGAACAGGCGCGGCCGUUCACACACUAGCGGUGAAGACAACACUAAUUACAAGAACUUGCUGGCUCUUCAUGGUCUCAUCAAGGUGGCAGGUCUUCUGCGGCACUGCGGCCUCAGACCUGCCUUACACUGCCUCGACCAGUACCACCGCACCCACCACGGCCUCUUGGAAG